Molecule: messenger RNA, 1941 nt
Organism: Branchiostoma floridae (Florida lancelet)
Lineage: Eukaryota; Metazoa; Chordata; Leptocardii; Amphioxiformes; Branchiostomatidae
Product: glutamate receptor ionotropic, kainate 2-like
Exons: 12
Coding region: 1-1941 (646 amino acids)
Cellular component (GO): membrane
Molecular function (GO): ligand-gated monoatomic ion channel activity
Source: RefSeq, a predicted model, not a curated record
AUGACAUCUAGCGCCCGAAGCCUGAACAGCAGUAAGGACCUGGCCAUGGUGCUGAGCAAUGUUCAGCUUGACGCCCGCUCAACAGACUGUCCCCUUCACCAAGCUCGUGAACAGGACCAACUGCACGCCCUGAUUCUGAUGACCCCCCUCCCCUCACCCUGUACCUGCGGAGCUGCAGACGGACCACAGCUGGCUCCCGUGGUUGUGCGCAUGUACCAACCGGAUCCGGAUACACCAGCUCUCCGCUCCGGGGUACUGGACAUGUUCCCGUCCCCAGAGCAACUGGCAACCAUGUUGUUUGACGUCAUGCAGGCCCUGGGCUGGAGGGAGACAUAUGUAGUAUACAACAAGCGGUCAGGCUCCCGGAGACUCAGCAUGUGGGCCAAGGAAGUUCCGGUUGCCAUGGUUACAAAGAAGGACGAUGACGUUCUGAACGCCGUGUUGUAUGACGUCAGCACUGCUGGACGAGAGAAUGUGGUUCUGAUGACGAGUGAUGAACUUGUGGGAGUCAUUCUGGACAAGGCUGCCGACAUGCUGCUGCUUACAUCGCAGAGCCGCUGGAUCGUUACAAGCUUCGAUGUCCAUGAAAGUCAGUUGCAGAGCGCACGGAACAGUGGAGCCCUCCUGACCCUGCUCCGCCCCUUCCCUGAGACACCCCCGCCCUGGGGACGUGAUGCACCUGAUGGACAGCUGUCUUACAGGACGCGGCUGGCUUUGGACGCAGUCAAGCUCGUGUCUAGCCUGUCUCCGGACCUGGUCACGGGGUACUCCCGGAGGUCGGACUCUCUUUACCCGAGAGAGGGGGACUGCCGUGCGGGAAUGUCAAAAUAUAUAUCAGAGGACAGCUUCUUAGGUUACAGCGGACACGUGUCAGUUGACAGUUGUGGGAAGAGAAAGAACGUGACAGUCUUCGUCGAUGAGUAUCUCCAAGGGGAAUCAAAACAGGUGGGGACCUGGACUGCAGAAGACGCGGCUGAGAUCCAGUCCGGAUGGCAGAAACCCACCGAAACGCACCUCCUCUCGGGACGGCACCUCCGAGUCUAUACUGGUCUGAGUAAACCAUUCUUCAUGAAGAAACCAAGCAAAAGUGGUGAGUCUGGGUCAACUCCGUAUCAAGGCUAUUUUGUAGACAUGCUGGAGAUGCUGGCUUCGCGCCUGAACUUCACCUGGGACAUCACGGUUGGUAGUAGGGUGCGGCCUAGGAUCAUAGCAGCGGCUGAGUCGAAGAAGGUAUGGCUCACCUUUGUGGCCGCUGUUGUGGGAGUGAGUCUGGUCAUGGCGGCAAACGGCCGUCUGAACCCGUACGAGUGGUCCAAGGCAGCUGGGCGAGAAGAGGUGUCAGAGGAGGAGGCAGACAACCUCAGCCUCGUCAACAGCCUCUGGUCUACCUUUGGAGCGGCUGUGUGUCAGGGGCAGGAGUUUCUUCCCCGAUCUUCCGCAGGAAGAGUCAUAGUCGGUGCCUGGUGGUUCGUGAUCCUGGUUAUGGUCGCAUCUUACACUGCCAACUUAGCUGCCUUCCUGUCCAGACCAUCAACAGAGCGGAGCAUCAGGAGCCUGGCUGAUCUGGCUCGGCAGACAGACGUGCCGUACGGGACCUACAAGAAAUAUACAUUAGUCAAGUUCAUGAAGAAUUCUCAAGAGGAACCUUUUAAGACCAUCGGUCGAUAUCUCGACCAAAAUUCAGACGAGGUCCUCUUCAACACGUCCCGUCAGGCAUUUGAGCGCGCUGCUAAGGGCGACUUUAUCUUCAUCUCCCCAACCACCUACGAGUACGAGAUCCUCAACGAGAGAUGCGACAUGGUCAUCCUCACCGACGAGUAUUUCUACAAGUAUGAGGUCGUAUUUCCGUUUCCGGUUGGUUCACCCUACCGGGCCGAGAUCAACCAGGCCCUGAUGAAGAUGACACAGGACGGGCAGAUGGACGCCCUUACGAACAGGUGA